UACCGCCCUGGAGCCCGCCGGCACCCCUAAGCCUGGGGAACCAGUUGACCCAUGUUCUUGAGGAAGAGCCUGGUCGGCCUCACUUUUUGUACCUGCUAUCUAGCUUCUUACAUCACGAACAAGUAUGUCCUGUCAGUCUUGAAAUUUACUUAUCCUACAAUAUUCCAAGGGUGGCAGACAUUUCUAGGUGGCCUUUUGCUUCAUGUGUCAUGGAAGCUGGGCUGGGUGGAGAUCAACAGUGCUUCAUGGUCUGCUGUUUCCACCUGGCUUCCUGCUUCACUACUGUUUGUGGGAAUCAUCUAUGCUGGUUCCAGAGCCUUGUCCAGACUGGCCAUUCCUGUAUUUCUCAUUUUGCAUAAUGUGGCUGAAGUGAUCAACUACUGGCACCAGAAAUGUUUUCGGAAAGAGAAAACUUCUCUGUCAAAUAUCUGUAGUGCCUUCUUUAUUGUGGCUGCUGCAGGAUUCCUUCCCUUCAAUGAUGUUCAGUUUGAUCCAGAUGGAUAUUUCUGGGCUAUUAUUCACUUAUUCUGUGUAGGGAUUUAUAAGAUACUCCGGAAGUCCCAGAAACCGAGUGCAUUAAGUGACUUUGACCAGCAGUACUUCAACUAUAUAUUCAGUACUGGGCUCCUGGCAUUCGCUGCUCAUCCUACAGGUGAUCUCCCCAGUGUCUUGGACUUCCCGUUCUUGAAUUUCUACAGAUUCCAUGGCAGCUGCUGUGCCAGUGGAGUUCUGGGUUUCUUUGUUGUGAUCAGCACUGUGAAGCUCCGAAGUCUUAUGGCCCCUGUGCAAUGCGCAGCCUGGAUUUUCUUUGCAAAGAUAAUCACAGCAGCUGUAUCAAUAUUGCUGUUUGAUGUCAUCCUGACCAGUGCAACCAUGGGGUGCCUCCUGCUUGGUGGACUUGGUGAGACCUUGCUGAUCUUCUCGGAGCAGAAAAUCUCCUGAAGGAACCCCC
Suncus etruscus (white-toothed pygmy shrew) is the source of this 952-nucleotide messenger RNA. It is a transcript of the gene SLC35D4, whose product is annotated as transmembrane protein 241. The record is from RefSeq and is a predicted model, not a curated record. The transcript has 15 exons. Lineage: Eukaryota; Metazoa; Chordata; Mammalia; Eulipotyphla; Soricidae. The coding region runs from base 52 to 942 and encodes 296 amino acids. Gene Ontology annotation, molecular function: antiporter activity. Gene Ontology annotation, cellular component: Golgi apparatus.